GGGCCGCAGGCGGCGAUGGGCGAGGAGCAGAGCACGGUGAGCGGCGGCGGCGGGCCACAGGAGGCAAAGAUCUCCGCCGGCGACGCCGCGGGCCACCCCGAGCCCCCACGACCGCGGGGGGACAGCUCCGGGGCGCCCAGAUCGCGCGCGGACUCCGCGGAGCCGAGCGGCAGCGGCUGCGGAAGCAACUCGGGUUGCGCGGACACGAGCGCCCCGGAGCCCGCGAGGACCCGGGGGGCCCUGGGCUGGAGGAAGAGCCAAGCGCCGGGGCAGCCCGCGGGACUGGCACUCGCCGGGCCCCUCAAACCCCAGACUUUGCAACAGCAGCUGGAGGAGGAGGAGGAAGCUGGGGACCGAACCGAGGGAGGGGAUGAACAGCAUGAGGCGCCCCCCAGCGAGGAGCCAGAGUCCAGGAUCCGCGUCGGGCUCCCCGACGGGUUGGUUCUGGACGUGCUGGGCCCCCGGCGCCCACCCCCAGCAAAGAGACACGUAUUCUGCUCCGUGUACUGCGUGGAGAACGACCUGCCCGAGGCCUCCGCUACCGAGCAGCUCUCGCCACCCGCGUCGCCACCUCCAGUGCCGAUGCCUAGUCCUUCCAGUCCUCCCGCCUCUUUCCCCAGCCCCCGGCCAUCCCUUCCAACCGAUCCCCUCUCCUCCGACGGCGGCAGCAUUGAGCUAGAGUUCUACCUGGCGUCGGAGGCAUUCUCCGUGCCCAGCCUAUUGGGAGCUCCACCCUACUCUGGCCUGGGUGGGGUAGGGGAUCCUUAUGCGCCCCUCAUGGUGCUGAUGUGCCGGGUGUGCCUGGAAGACAAGCCCAUCAAGCCCUUGCCCUGCUGCAAGAAGGCCGUGUGCGAGGAGUGCCUCAAAGUCUACCUGAGCUCCCAGGUACAACUUGGCCAGGUAGAAAUCAAAUGCCCUAUCACAGAAUGUUUUGAAUUCCUGGAAGAAACAACUGUUAUCUAUAACUUAACACAUGAAGACUCCAUCAAAUAUAAGUACUUCUUGGAACUCGGCCGUAUUGAUUCCAGCACCAAGCCAUGUCCUCAGUGCAAGCACUUUACAACCUUCAAGAAAAAAGGACAUAUUCCCACCCCUUCCAGAUCUGAAAGCAAAUACAAAAUCCAGUGCCCCACUUGCCAAUUUGUCUGGUGUUUUAAGUGCCACUCUCCUUGGCAUGAAGGUGUUAACUGCAAGGAGUAUAAAAAAGGAGACAAAUUAUUGCGCCACUGGGCCAGCGAAAUUGAGCAUGGGCAGAGGAAUGCCCAGAAGUGUCCAAAGUGCAAGAUCCACAUCCAGAGAACCGAAGGAUGUGACCAUAUGACUUGUUCACAGUGCAACACUAAUUUUUGUUACCGAUGUGGGGAGAGAUACCGCCAGCUCCGUUUCUUUGGAGACCACACAUCAAACCUCAGUAUAUUUGGAUGCAAAUACCGCUACCUCCCAGAGAGACCUCAUUUAAGGAGAUUAAUUCGAGGGUCGGUCUGUGCUGGAAAAUUAUUUGUUGCACCUGUAAUCCUGGUUUUGGGAUUAGCACUAGGGGCCAUAGCAGUUGUAAUCGGUUUAUUUGUAUUUCCUAUCUAUUGCCUUUGUAAAAAACAGAGAAAACGAUCGCGGACAGGUAUGCACUGGUAAAAUGCAGAUGAUUUCAUCUGAACUAUGCUGGUCCGGGUAGGAGCUAUGCAGAAUGGUAUACCCAUGUGUGAGCCACAUCUUGAAAAUCACUGAGAGGAAUCUUCUGCCAUCUUGUCUUCUCAUGGUUCUCUGCAGGCCACAAUGCCUCUAGCUACGGUGCACUCCCAACAUAGUGUCCUGUCUCUUUCCCUAUACAAAUUGCUGCUUAUAAAAAAAUGGUCACUUUCAUAGACUAUAAGCAUCUGUAUCAUAACUUUGACCUUCUUCAUGGCUCUUUGAAGAAAAUAUUUUAAUUAAGAACCAACUUUCCUCAGAAUUGUUCUGAGUACACCUCUACUGAGCAUUGCUUGGACUGUCUUUGAGCCCUGAACCUCCCUCCAUGCCAUCUUGUGACACUUGGUGUGAAUAGCUGACGUCUCAUCUGUACCAAUAAGCAAGGCCACUUUUCCGAAGAUGAAGGUUCACUAUAUGCACCUGUUUUCAUCUGUGGCCCAUGCAGUAUAAUUCAUUCAUCCUUCAGAUGGCAUAAUUGCUUAAAAAUCUCAAUGCCCAAAAGGGAACUAAUGAGACUAAAUUAAUGAGAAGAAUCAUGAGUUGCUGAAAUAUAGCAUAUAUGUAUAGGGGUGUGAAUGUGUGUAUGUAUAAAUACCUAUGUUAAAACUAGGCCAAUAACUUUGUACUUCUCUAGUUCCAUGCCUCUGCACUAUUUUUCACAUUUUAAUAGAGCUCUUUAAAGAUGAUGGUUCCUUUGUGGGCAUAGUUUGGUAAUGUACCGAAUUAAAGUCAAUGUACACAACAGCCUGUUUCGAUGUUGGCACUUUCUAUUUCUUGUUCUCUCUUUUUGUCACACACACACACACACACACGUGCAGUGUCACCCAAGGGUUAUCAAAGUUUGUAUCCUGGCAAAACUGAUAGGCUGCUUUUAGGAAGUUCUCAAGACCUGAGCAUUUGAUCUUUUCGGAUUUCUUAUAUGUUGGCAUGCAUGCUUCACUUUACAGAUAAAUUCUUCUGGUGGAGUUAGUUAAUCCAAAGAACAAGUUUGGUAUAAGGAGAAUUGCUUAACCCUUCAAACAAAUCCCUAUUCUGCUAAAAUUUUUAUCAGGUUAGCAAUUACAGGUAAUUCUGCUUUAGGUCAAGGUUUCACACUAUUUAAUACCUACCCUCUUCUCUUUCCUUCUCUUUCUCUCCCUUUUUUAUUUGUCCUGGAGUUUUUCAUAAAAAGAAAUACAACUUUCGAAGGACUUUUUUAUGUUUUCUGCUCAAAUGCAUAUAAUAAUCUGUUGGUAUCUUCUGUGAGGAGGUAAUCUGAAAACAAAAGUUUUUGUGUUCGUGGGUAUAUCUAAAAUGUAAACCACUUUUGGAGAAGGAAACAAAAAAAUGAAGGAAGUGUUUUUGAGAAGUUUUUCAAAGCUGGGAAGUCUUUAAAAACAAGAAAAAGGUCAAGUAUUUGAACUGAUACUUGUUUUUAUCACAAAAGUUCAUCAGCAGAAAAGAAGAAAACACCCAUAAAAAGCUUGAAAUACCUGAUUGUCUCCAAAUCCUUAAAGUUAGCUAUCUGCUGUAGAUGUAGCAUUUAUUUGUCAGCACCCUUGCCUGACAUGAAAUAGGUUAUGUGAUAAAACAUGCAUUAACGUGGAUAGUUUGUCUUUGUUGGGCUCCAGAGUAUAAGAACAUUUGUCAUUUAUGAUUGACCUAAAAAGUCUGUAAUAAGGACAUUUACUUGCAUAGAUAACAAGCCAGCACACUUCCAUUUUUCUGAAUAAUAAUUGGAAUAGUUAUCUAUAGCUUUUGGACUAGUUGUCUAUUCCAGUUAAAGAAGGGUGUGCCAUUUAUGGUUCUGGAAUAGUGUAUUUUUAAAAUAUAGCAUAAUAUAAGACAAUGUGAUGCUCUGGUUUCACAAAUUCAUCUUUGCAUUCCUCUAUCCAUCCAUCCAUCUGUCCAUCCAUUGAUUGAACAAAUAUUUAUUGAGCGGCUCCUCUAGGUACUCUAGUAUAAAGACUGAAAGAAUGAGACUUUCUGGCAUAAAUCCAUGUAUUUCUAUCAUAAAGUACUUAAUUUUUAUAAAUAUGUCUUUCCUGGAUUUAGGCCUUAGUUUGGUGAUAUGUGAAUAUAGUCAAUUCUAAAUUGAGUGAGUGUGUAUAUGUAUGUUAUACAUAUGUAUGUACAGAAAAUAUUUCCAUAGCUGCAUAUGAAUAUAUAUGCCACAGACAUAUAUACCAACUGAUUGAAUACUUAUGCUCUCUUGUCUGGAUAAUCUAUUUUCUUAGGUUAUUGUAACUGUUGUCUUUGGCCUACUCAGGGAUUUUUAUUCCUUUCUUUUUAAGUAAUUUAUCUUUUGGAGGUAUUUUUAUAUUAUUUAGAAAACUUCCCAAUAUUUUUAUUACAAAGCAGUGUCAUCAAACAGUGAAGGCUAGUCUAUCAGUGCUUGAGGUAGUGUGCAUUGUGGUCUACAGGUGUUUCAUUUUUCUAUUGCAUAGAUUUUUUUUAAUUAAUGUAUUUUCCUUUUUACAAGUUGAUAUAUAUCUGGUCUUUCCCUGCUGAUGGGUUAAAAUUAUUUGUGAGUUUUUUUUACUAAACUUUAUCAAAAUCAUGAAAAUAAAACAGAAUAUUUAUAUGUUAGUGCCAACAUUGAAGGUAAAAUUAUUGUAGUAACGUUUAGAGUAAAUUCUAAAAACUACUUUAGGUAGGAAAAGAUGCAUGCACAUAAAAUGAAUGUCUUUCUAGCAAAGGCUUGUCAUUUUGUAUUUGUUUUUAUUCUAAAUUUAGUACUGACUUCUUUAAAAACACCAAACCAUAAAAUUAUAAAAUACAUGUUCUUCUGCUUAUCCCGCCCCUUAUUUGCUAGGGGUAACCACUGUUCAUGGUUUGGUGUGUGUCUUUCCAGACGCUGUCUACAAAUAUACAAAUAUGUGUGUGUAUGUGUAAGUGUCAGAGUGUGUAUUACUUUUAUUCAGAUAGAAUAAUAAUAUUCUUACUGUCCUGUGACUUAUUUUUCAUUUUUCGUAUAGCAGUGGACACCUUUCCAUAAGAGUGUAAAUAGAAUUACCUCAUCUUUUUGAAAAUUACUGCAUAUUCCUUUGUAGGGUUGUAUCUUAAUUUAUUUAAUUAGUCCCCUAUUGAAUGGACAAUGAGAUUUUUUUCACUUCUCUAUGACCAACAAAGUUUCAGCAAAGAUCCUUUUAUGUAUGUAUAUUUUUGUGCCCUUGUGCGAACAUUUCCAUAGAGUUUUAAAUUUGGUUUUUAUACGAUUUUGUAACAAAAUUUUUAAUGCAUUUUCAGUGAAUGAGAUCACAGAAAUAAUGGAAUUGAGAUCAUUCUCUUGGAGAAAAAAAGAUUAUGCAUAAUUUUUAAAGAAGAGCCUCUUUUGCAGGAUAAUUUUCCCCCUGCUUGACUAGCCAAAAAAAUUCCUUGCCAAAAAUUAUAAAAUAAAGUUAAUCUGUUUCCAAUAAAAAUAAAAUGUUAUGUCUAUAAUGAUGUGAGAAAUAUGCAUUGAUUUUUGGAUUGCUUAGUUUUAAAACUUGGGGGAUUUAAAUGAAACAGUCAAGCCAAAUAGAUGAUGUUUGUCACAUUUUUAAAACUAUCCAUGUUCAUGCAUGUUGCUCCGCAAAGGAACUUAAUUAUGCCAGUGACCAAAGUGGGAAGCAAUAUGUUGGCAAUAACAAAUACCCAUAAUUAUCCAGAGAAAAAUAAAUCAGACUGUGGGUAAGGGUUGGUGGUUUGUUGGAGUAUUUAUAAGUGUGGAAUAAUGGGAAACAUUUAUUUUACAGUGAAUUCCAACAGUUUCCUAGAAAUAUGCCUGUGAGGUACUAAGAGGAGAGGGGACAUACCCUUUGGUACAAGCAACAUCCUGUUGUCACCACAGGUUGAUCUCCUGGUAGAUGCUAUUGUAUCCUACUAGACUAGACAGGAAAACAAUCAAAGAUGAUUAAAUACCAGUCAGGUUACAACAUGCUGUCUUCAUUUGUACUUUCUCUGCUUUGUUAUCAGGAUUCAGUAACUGUCAAGAAAUUCUCAAUCCUUUGCCACCCACCAUCUCUUGAGCCCCAGGGUCUCAAGUGAACCUUUAUCUUCCAAUCCCGCCAUCAAAAUAUAUAUCCUCUGUUCCAGUAGGCCAAAAAUACCUACAGCUUUUUAAACCCUGUGGGACAGUUCUACUCUGUCCUUUAGUGUCGCUAUGAGUCGCAAUCAGCUUGACGGCAACGGGUUUGGUUUUGGUUUUUUGGUAGUCCAGUAGGCCAAAAAUACCCACAAAGCACUAUAAUCUUUUUCGGUCCCUGUGACCCUCCCCAGCCUCAUUUUUCUCCACUCCUCUGCUACUCUAGCUCCUCCUCACUAAAAGAGAGGACGAGAGACAAGAGGAGGUGAAAACCUCACUCUGGCAUGGAAAGUAUCAGCAUUCCUUCCUGACCAUUGUCACAUUAGAAUACAUCAGUCUGGCUUCUCCCUUGUUAAACAAACACAGUUGUUUCUACAUUAAACUUUUCAUGCUGCCUAUUAACAUUUAUAAAUGUAAGAAGUUAGUGGCCUAAAUCACAUUAAUUGAUAUACUCUAUUAAGUUCAAAAAUAAGAAAAUUCACACCAAUUUUAGAUUUUGCUUUCACAAUAAAACCUGCAAAAGCAGGAACCUGUGUAAGGCAGAAACCUGUCAGAAAAGGAAAAGUCAACUACUUUUCACUAAUAAAGAGUGAUAGAAAAGUAGUAAGACUGCACCUUGUCAAAGGUGGAAAGCUUACAAGACCCAGAAAAACAAGGCAGUCAAGUUCCAGCUCUCACAGUUUUCACUGUAUGAGCCAGCCGCAUACAUGCCUUAAUGUGAAUCCUCACAUUGGAUUGUGUGCUUAUAUUUUCCUAUUUGUGGCUAAAAUCUAUCCCAGCUAUUUAAGGUAAAUUUUCCCAUGGUCAUCUUUAUUUUUUUGUGUGUUAAUACCUAUUAUAGCCUUAAAAUUGAAUAAUGCACUUUAAAAUAUUUGUGCCAUUUAAGUAAUUUAUUGGCAAAGUUAAGGCAACUGACAUGUAUAUUUCAAUGGAGAAAAAAGAAUAACAGUGUUAGCAAAUAUGUGUCACCUCUUUAAAUAUGGGGGAAUCAGAGACUGAAUAUUUCAAAUCAGCAAAACAUACCUAAAAAAUAUAUCGCAGAGUUUCUGAAAUUACAGUAAUCUUGGAGAUUGGUAUCAGGGGCUCAAAUAUAGCAAAUACAAUUUCAUUAAUGUUAUAUAAUUUAAUAACCUAGUUUGGAUAUUUGUUUAAAAUAUUGUUAAUUUCUCCUGAAAGUUUUAACUGCAUUUCACAAAACCUGCGAAAGUUUUCCUGACCAGAAACAUGGUAAAUCAAAACUGCCACCAAUAGCCAGUAUGAACAUAUUUUGUUUGCUCAAGUCAUUAUAAUUUAAUUAUGAUAUUUCUCUCCUAUAGAAAAUAAUUUCCAAGAAUCACAUCUUUAGUAUAAAUAUCCACAGUUAUUACUUUGAUAAACCUGAAAUAAUUUGAUAGAAGCAUUAAAGUAUGGUCUGAACAAAAUCACAGAGUUACAAAAUUUGGGGAGUAUUCUAGAUUGUGAAAAGUUUCCUUUUGUAUGAAAAUCAAUAAUACAGACCUUGAAGGGAGAAAUGAAGUGGAACCCCUUUGCGACUACCGUUUUGAGGAUAGAACUAAUAGUCAUUUCAUAGCCAAGUACCUUGUGGAGCAUCUGUUGUACAUCAGUGUCAUGAGGCUGGAACUUCACUUGAUUUCAUCCAAAUCUAAGUAACAGAGUCACAAUAAAGUGAGACUUCUGUAAUUGUCUAUUUGGAAGGUUAGCUGAAGCCUUAAUAUAGCAUAUACCUUAUAGAUCCUCAUACAUAUUGCCAAUUUUAGAAACAUAGGAUGUGUAUUACAAACUACUCCUUUUUUUAGCUGAAGAAGUGAGAAUACCAACAUGGAUUUAAAAGGCAAUAAAUUAUUUUUAAAAAAUACGCAAAAUAUUGCUGCUGCCUUUUUUUUUGGCACUUCCCUUUUUCUUCUAAAAGUCGUUUUAUUACGUGUGUUUAACUCUGCAUCGCUUAGAUUUUGCAGAUUUAUUAGCAUAGAAAAUGCUUUUUCGGUUCUAUGCCACUUUUUUGUCACUCUUCUCCAUCAUUAAUCUUUAAAUGACUUCCCUGCCUUGUGAACUGAUUUCUACAUUCUUCAACAUUAAUCUGUGUUUUCUCUCAGAUUUCCUGGUUUUCUUACUUUUUGCCUUCCCAGGCCCCUUUCUGUCUUGGUCAAGCAUGGAAUAAAUUCUGUCCCUUUGACUCUAAAGAUAUGAAAUUCAAACACUGAAAGGACGCCAUAAUUUAGCUCUGGGAAUGAGCAUAAUUUACCUUGGCUUAUUUUACCUAUAAAUUGGAAGACAUCAGGAGUACCGGAAGCACUUCUCCCUGUCCUUGAUAGGUGUUGGAGAACCCUGCCUAGCCCUCUGAUGAGAAGUAAAUUGAAGGAAUUUGAAGAUGUAAAUUGGAUCAGGGGGCCUAAUAAUUCUCUAAAACUAAGUUUCAGAAAUUGCUUCAUGGUAUCAUAAAGUCAAUAUUAUGUUUACUCAUUAGCUGGACAGAAAGAACAUAUGGGCAUUCAUCCAACUGACCUAAAGUCAUUCAUGAUUCAUCCAGACUGGCCAAAUAAUAUGGUUUAUAGCCUUUGUUUCAGCAAAAAGUCCUACAGCUUGAAAGUCCAAUUGGGGCUGGAUUUAUGUCACGUAGAGUUUGUAUAUAAAAUUCAACCGUAUAUUCAUACUCUUGGAACAUUUUUAAACUUUUUUGAUAAUCUAUAGUAGAUCACAUCGAAUGUAACUGAUAUUCCAGACCUCGAGAAGCCAUUUUUCAUUUGCAAAUGUUCAACUUGUUCAUGGACAUGAUUUAGAUGUAAACCACACUCAAACUAGUAAAGAAAAGAUAUAUUUAGGAUAGUUUUAGUGUAUGACACAGAAAAGGUCAAAGGAAAAUCUAACUUGGUUGUUCAAGGGCCCCAGAAAUUGCUGAAAUAUCAAGUUCUCCCCUGUGGCUUUCAAGCUGUGCUGUCGGUCAUUGGUUUUCUGCAAAUUUGUGAGGUAUCUGCGUCAUAACCCAGCUGAGGAAAUAUUCUCAAUAAUCCAGCCAAAUCCUAAAAGUGAAUUUUUUUUAACAUAUUACUCCCUUUUUGUCCAAAUGUAGUUUUAUUGUUUCUUUUAAGUAAAUACCACCUAAAUCUUUGAUACAAAUAUCUGAAUUUCUUUUUCAGCCUAUAGAAAAGCAGCAUUCUUUAUAAAGACAAAUAUUAUAAAGACAAUGUUCCUUUAUAAAGACAAUUUUGUAUGUAAGUAUCAUUACUUUUAUCAGUUGACUACAAACCCUUUUUCUUACCAACUUCAAAAACACAAUUUUUUUAAAGUUCCAUGUGGCAGCCCCUCAAUAGCUUACUUUUGAUAUUUGGUCAUUUUCAUCAUAAUGGGUAUUGAAAUGACAUUUAAUAAAGUAGAGCAGCCUUGUAUUUCAUAUGAAACCUAGAAUGGUGAAAGGUUUUUAGAUUACCAUGUACCUUGACAAGGACAAUAUGUUACAGAUUUUUAAUGUGAAAAUUAAUUGACAAUCUUGUUGCUCAUAGAAGCAAUUAUUAGUAUGUAAUAGUAAAUUCUGAGACCACAGAAAAUAACUCUCUGUAAAAAGAACAGUAAAAACAGCUGCAGUGAAAUGCUAUUAAAUCCUCUUAACAUAUUAUUGAGAAACCACAACAGUUAGUUGCUUAUAUUUUAAGCAAAAUUAAUUAUAAGACACUUCUAUACAAUAAAUACAUUUUUACAUCUAUGUAUACCUACUGCUAAACUGGGCAGUUAAAUUAUUCACAUUCUCUUUUUUGCACAAAGAAUAUAAAAUGUUAAAAAGAAAAACUCUUGGCUGUUUUUUUUUUAUAUUUAAUCUAUGAUUACUGUAUGUCCAGAAAUUACAAUUCCAAGGAAUAAUUGUCAUCUCCUAUUUGAAUUAUCAGAGUAUGUCACAUUUCAAUUACAUUCUCAUGAAAAAUAGCAAAUGAAGAGCAAUUUCUUAAUUGUAAAAUGAAUGUUUUUCACCAGUAGUUGGUACCAGGUCUUGUUCAUUGUGUCAUUAUAUUGCAUAAUUUUAGUUUCCUGUAAAAUGUGUAGCCAUUUUUCAAAUAUGUCAUAAUAUUUGUCAUGUUUAAAAUGAGCCUGGUUGAAAAGACUUUAUUUCCUUUGCUUUUUCAAUGAUACUUGGAAAUAUUUAUGCAAUUUUAUUGAACUUUUUCUACAUUAGUAAUGUUCUUAACUUUGGUAUCCAUAAAACUAUAUAGAGGAAACUAUUAUGAAUACAUUUUGAGAAAGAGGCAGGUAGAAAUACAGUUAAAAAAUGCCAAUAUUAAUGUUCUUAUGUAGAAUGCCUUGAAAAUAAGUAGGAAAGGAAAAAAACAAAUUCUGAGAUGAAAAUAUUGGAAAAUAAGAAAUAUUUAAGACCUUAAUUUCUUAGAUUGUCAAAAGUAAUCAGCUUUUUAUUCCCAACUCAUAAUUUCAUGCUGUUGUUUCAGUGAAUUGUGAUUUUUGGCAUAGUAUUUAGGUUCCUGCAUCAUUUUGUGUUUAAACAUUACAAAAAGAAUGGAAGGAAUUACUGAAUAAAAUCCAGAGAAACUAGGUUCAUUCCCCUUUUCCAAUAGCACUCAUGUGUAGUCCCCUUAGUCUUCCAUACACUGCCUUGUGUGAUGAGAGUAUUUAACGUUUAUAUAUGUUAUUAGUGCCUUAUUUUUUUCACUUGACUUUAUUUCUUAUCUAAAGAGCCAUGUAAUUUUUGUGAGUGUUUUUUGGUCCCUCUAUUUAAAUGCUAAGGAAACAGUGUAUCUUUAGGCAUGUGUAUAGACUGCAUUUGCUUCCUUAAUCCACUGUAUUAUCUCUAGAACAUCAGCUUAACCAAUGUUUCUUUUCUUAAAUUCACUUUUCAUUUUAAGUUAACAUUAAAAAAAAAAAAGAUACUAAACACCAGAAAUUGAAGCCAUUUUCAUCAAAAUUUAUUUCAAAACUGCAAAAAAGAUGCUGAUUAUUAAAGUUUAAAGUAACAGUUGAAAUGGUUGUCAGUCUUUAUAGCUCCAAUUAAGACAAAAUUACAAAGAAGCACUGAAAAUAAAAGCAACUAUAUGGUACUUCAGGAAUUUGACCAAUUCCCUGCAACUGGUCUUUGGCAAUAUUUUAUUUGUAAUAUACUUCCAUAUAGAUGCUAGAGUGGUGUUUGCUAUUUACAUGUUGUUACUCAUUCACAGUGGGCUUUAUCAGCAUCAGGCCACUUUGUACAAUUUAUUAUUUUGCUCUUCUUGGUCAGUGCCUUUUGUUUCAGCUUUAUACAAAAUACUGGUUUUGUUGUAUUCUUUAUGUACCAUAGUAUAUAAUUCAACUUUUACUGAUGAAUGUAUGAUAAAUAAUUAAAACAAACCAUGUGCUUAGAAAAAAAAAUAUACAGGCUGCAUAUGCAAAUAUGUAUAAAUAUUCGACAAAAAAAAAAAGGAAAAGAAUCCUGGCAACAGAUACGUCCUGCUGGACAGGACCUGGAAAUUAACCAAUUUUUUUUAAGCAGUGAACUUUAAAAAUCUAUUACCUCAAUUUUCAGUGGAUGUGUGUCAGUGUACUGCUUCUUAGAAAAUGCAGUCUCACUUGCUGCUGGCAGUAAAAGCAACCCAAAUGUUAUCACACAAUUUUAGGGACAUGCCUUUCAACAGGUGGAUACCUUGUGGUAUUUUGGAGUCCAAUUUUGGACUUUUGAUACUGUCCCUAUGGCCUUUUUUUUUGUGGUUGGGCUUUUUAAAUUGUUUUUGGUUGAUUGUUUUGGAAUGGAAGGGUAGUAUUAAUUAUGAAAUAAGAUCUCACUUGGAUAAAAACUAUAAUGGGAAUCAAACUAUUUUGAUUGUCACUGUAUGAACCAUUGUAUGGAUUUCUGUGGUGUGCUGUUUACUCACAUGGUGUAUUCAAUACAUCAUGCAGUGUCAUCUAGCAAUGCCUAAUAAAAGUUUUAAAAAGAGAAGGCUGUUGUCUUUUUUCCAGUAGCUUUGGGAUAGCAGGAAUGAAAAGAAAUUCGUGUCACAGGUGUGCUUCUAGGAAGGUGGAACGUGAUGGGUUGCUGUGACAUGUUUUGGAAGGAGAACAGAAUAGGGAUGAUCAAUCUGAAUAUUUUGCAAGGGCAUGAUAGAGACUCUGGGCAAGUACUGUGGAAGUGGAAGGUUGAAUUACGGUGGUGAUUGUUGUCUCGACAAAGCAGACUGGAUUUGGGUGGGGGAAAGUAGAGACCACUAAAAAGAAAUAGAACCAUCUUCUUGUCACACAGAGAGUGGUUUACUCUUACACUCCAAGAGUAGGAUGGCACAGAUGAUGUUGUUGGUGUAGGACUUUUUAAUAAAUUUGAAUUGGUGUGAAAGCCUCAAUGAUUUCCAUUUAAUUUUUUUUUUUGUACUUUAGAUGUAUAGGGUUGCAAUGAGUCGGAAUCGACUCGACAGCACUGGGUUUGGUUUUGGGUUUUGGUACUUUAGAUGAAGAUUUACAGAACAAACUAGUUUCUCAUUAAACAGUACACAUAUUGUUUUAUGACAUUAGUUAACAACCACACAUGUCAACACUCUCCCUUCUCGACCUUGGGUUCCCUAUUACCAGCUUUCCUAUCCCCUCCUGCCUUCUAGUCCUUGCCCCUGGGCUGCUGUGCCCCUUCGGUCUCAUUUUUUUUUUAUGGGCCUGUCUAAUCUUUGGCUGAAAGGUGAACCUCAGGAGUGACUUCAUUACUGAGGAAAAGGGUGUCUGGGGACAAUGUAUUUAAUUUUUGCCUUCCUAUCUAUAAAAAGGGGAAACCCUGAUGAUGUAGUGGUUAAGUGCUAUGGCUGCUAGCCAAAAGGUCAACAGUUUGAACCCACUAGGCACUCCUUGGAAACUGGGGUGGUUCUGCUCUAUCCUAUAGGGUUGCUAUGAGUCAGAAUUGACUUGACGGCAAUAGGUUUAACUAUAAAAGUAAUAUGCAACCCCUACCUCUUGCCAUAAACAAAUAUUGACUUGAGGUAUUUCAUAGGCCUGUAAGUGAAAGGCAAAAACAAUAAAACUUUUGGGAGACUACAUAGGAGAAUAUAACACUGAGAAAGGUAAAACCUUCCUAAAUGGGACACAAAAGGCCCUAACCAUGAAAGGAAAAAAUGAAAAUCUAAAACAUAUGUUACAAAGGACUUUUACCCAGAAUAUACAAAGAGUUCCUACAAAUCAAUAAGAAAAAGACAAGCUAAUUUUUAAAAAAGCAGGAGACUGAAAUGGGCCCUUUAGAAAAGUGCCAAUAAGUACCUUUCUUAUUCAAUGAAAAUGUCCUCAAUAUUCUUACUCAGCAGAUAAUUAAAUGACAGUUAGAUACCACUAUGCCUCAUAAGCCUGCUGCCAUCAAGUUGAUUCAGACUCAUAGCAACCCUAGAGGACAGGGUAGAACUGCCCCAUAGGGUUUCCAAGGAGCACCUGGUGGAUUCAAACCGAUGAUCUUUUGGUUAGCAGCUAUAGCUUUUAACCACUAUGCCACUACGGUUUCCAAGAACAGGUAAAAUAAAAUACAAUACGAAGUAUUGCUGAGAAUAUGGCACAAGUGAACUCUCAUAAAUUGCAGUUGGGAGUGUAAAUUGAUGCACACCAUUUUGGGAAAAUAUUUACCAGUAUCAAUAAAAACUAUAUACAUAUACAAACACACACGUAUAUGCCUGCACUGUGACCUGAGGAGCCCUGGUGGUGCAGUGGUUAAGCGCUUGGCUGCAACCAAAAGGUCAACGGUUCGAACCCUACAGCUACUCUAUGGGAGAAAGAAAUGGCAGUCUGUUUCCAUAAAGAUUACAGCCUAGGAAACCCUAUGGGGCAGUUCUACUCUGUCCUUUAGGGUUGCUGUGAGUUGGAAUUAACUCCUAGCAACAGGUUUACCCUAUUACCUAGCAAUUCCUCUACUAGGGGAAUGAGAAAAUUCCUCCAAGGGAAAUGAGAGCAUUUGUUGACCAAAUAUCUACAAGACUGUCCAUUAACAGAAAAAAUGGAUAAGUAAAUUGUAGCACAUUCAGACAAUGGACUAUUACAGAGCAAUAAAAAUGAAGGAACUACUGAGAUAUGCAACAAUAUAGUUGGAUCUCAUAGAUAGGUUUUUUUUUUUUUGCACUAAAGGAGCCAGACACAAAAGAUGACAUGUAUGUAUAUGUAUAUGAGGAUCAAAAACAGACAAAACUAAUCAAUGAUGGUAGAAAUCAAAAGAGUUUACUUCUGGAGUAGGGGAUUAUUGACUGGAAAGAGACAGAAGGAUGCUUCCAGCAAUGAUUAAAACAAAAAUUCUAUUACUUCAUCCGGUUGUAGUUAUAUAACUGUAUAAUAUAUAACUUUUUUGUGCUAUAUAUUUAAAACCUGUACACUUUAAACUUAUCUUGAAUAUAAUUUAUACCUCCAUUUAAAAAAUAAGCAAAAUAAAAAAAGUAUAUGUACCUAUCUUUUUUUUUGCUCUACUAAUUAUAUGUAUAUAAAAAAAAUAGAGAGACAAAUUGCGCACUUUGAAGCUGAUACCAAUUUACAGUCUCUUCACCAAUUUACGAGAGUUUUCAUUCCAGUUUACCCUCACUAAAAUGGCUUUAAUGUCUUUAAUAUUUGCCAAUUUGAUAGGUGAAAAGUUAAAUUAAGGGCCAAUUUGGCUACAUUUAUUGCUCCAACUUUUUUCUCUAAAUUUCCGUAAAUCUGUUUGCAUUUAGAUCCUUUCAUUGUAAGUAGUGAGCACUCAUAAUUUCCUUUCAUUUUCCCAAAUAUUUCCAGGUCCCAAGUCAUUAUAUUUAAAAUGCAAUACUGGUGAUACUUCUGAUUAUAGCUACCAAAACAAAUCCAUUGCCAUCGAAUUGAUUCCAACUCAUAGCGACCCCUUAGGACAGACUAGAACUGCCCCAUAGGGUUUCCAAGGGGCAGCUGGUGGAUUCCAACUGCUGACCUUUUGGUUUAGCAGCCAAGCUCUGAACCACUGCGCCACUACAGCUCCAUUAUAGCUACAAACGUAUAUAAUACAGUAGAGAUGUACUUACACAGUUCAGUACAAAUGUUUGGCGUAACAUAUGUUGCAAAAUGAGCCUGAGAUUGGAACCAUGAAUCUGUUUUUCUGGCAUUCUGGUUCCAGAGUGCCUCACCCACUGUUGGACACGCUGAGUGUGAUUCUGGCAUUUGAUAGUGUUUUACAAACCACUUAUCCCUUCAUCAUGAGCCAGUUAUGUCAUCUGACACUCAAAAGAAAGAAGUAAUGGAGAAAGGAAGAGAGGGAGGGAGGAGUAAAGGAAGGAAGAAAAAAUACACUAACUAUAGCUGGAAUCAUCUCAACUGAAAAACGAUGUGCCAGUCUCCAAUGGGGCACCUCCCUACAGAGUUUUUUAGUGUAGUUUGACUCUUUUUGAUUUUAACCCUGUGCUUUAACUUUAGACAGUAACCCCUGCCUAAGACUAUGCUCCACUUAUUUCUUAAAUGAAAUUUAUAUUUAGACAAAGUACUGUUAGGAGUUUGACACUGAAAAUAAAAUAAUUAUUAGGAACAAAAUUUAUAAAAGAUCAGGUUUUAAGCCUCAAAUCACAAUUGAGGUAGUUUUGCAAAGAAGUUAAAAAAAAAAAAAAAAAGGCUUAAAA
Messenger RNA from Loxodonta africana (African savanna elephant), 15261 nucleotides. RefSeq names its product ring finger protein 217 (gene RNF217). The transcript is spliced from 6 exons. Bases 16 to 1632 code for a protein of 538 amino acids. The record is from RefSeq and is a predicted model, not a curated record. Gene Ontology annotation, biological process: positive regulation of proteasomal ubiquitin-dependent protein catabolic process; ubiquitin-dependent protein catabolic process; protein polyubiquitination. NCBI's taxonomy places the organism in Eukaryota, Metazoa, Chordata, Mammalia, Proboscidea, Elephantidae. Gene Ontology annotation, molecular function: ubiquitin conjugating enzyme binding; ubiquitin protein ligase activity; zinc ion binding. Gene Ontology annotation, cellular component: ubiquitin ligase complex; cytoplasm.